This is a messenger RNA of Geodia barretti, 3897 nucleotides long. Lineage: Eukaryota; Metazoa; Porifera; Demospongiae; Tetractinellida; Geodiidae. The record is from the annotation of a GenBank genome assembly.
UCGAUGUGGAAUCGGGUUGGUCGUGUGUAGUUCCUGCAAACUUGUCUUGACCUAAUGCAUCGUAUCCCCGCCACUGCACAGGGGCCGCCUUCUGCAGUAGCUAUGGCAGUUGGCGGCAGUGGUUCAUACGACCUUCUGACUGCGGCUGGUGAGAGUAGGAACACCAGUGUGACUAGUAGGAGGGCUCAGCGGGAGCUCGACAUUGGUCUACUGGGAGACUGGGACGAAGAUAAGGAGGAGGAGAAAGAGGCAGGGGUAGAGGAAAGAAGGAAGGGUGGUAUAAGUAAGACACCCACUCCUACAGCUCAGAGUGUGUUGGGAGGACAGACAGACUUAUCCAAGAGACAAGAGAGAAAGAUCGCAAAGCCAGGGGUCAACAUCAGCUCACAUCUGGCUGGAAGAAACAACGAUGAACGACCGAUCUCAUCUCUGAAGAAAUCAGCUCCAAAGACAUACAAAUCGACAGCUGCAGUGUCUGAUGAUGAUGAUCUCUUUAAUCUCCUGGCCGACGAGAAAGAGGAGAAGGUAAAACAUAGGCCAAAGUUUCGAGCAAAGUCACAGACUCCCAGGGAAAAGGUGGAGCUACAGAAAACUCCAUCAGAAGAGCCCGUAGAUAGACCAAAGUCCAGGAAAGGGCCUGUUAAACUACCAGAGAAACUUCCAGAAACUAUUACCUCGGCCUUGGAACCAGCUAGUGGAUCUAGAGAGGGCUCUGGGGCAAACAUUCGGACACUAGAUGGCUCAGGAGCAGAGAAGAAAGCCAGUGCAUUAAUAAAGAGAGAUAGUAAUGAAGCUACAAAGCGAGGAAAAGGCAGACUUUCUGCUAGCAGUGGGUUUGUUGUGGAGGAGGAAGAUGAUUUAUUGAGUAGCAUGGGGUUGGAUGAUGGCAAAACCAAGGUCCUUGAGUACUCAGAGACCAUCAGUUCAACAGUACAUGAAACACCAGCCAAAUCCCCAGUUCAAGAGGAAGUAAGAGAACACAAAAAGUUUAUCUGAAGAAGAGAGAAAUCCAUCCACAAAGGGUGGUGAAAAGGCAGAAGAUGAAGAUAGUUAUGUGUUUGGUGGCUACACACCAUCAAUAUCAUCAUCAGGCCCCAGACGAAAGGGCCUCCCCACUAGCGUCAGCACAGGAGGUGGCAGUCUAUUGUCAGAGAGGCCCGCAUUCAGGGGGAGGAACACCCAUUCCUCAGAGCUACAGAUGUCAGGUGUGGAGGCUAGAAAACCUGCAGAGAUUGGACACAAGGACAGUAUAAAAGAUUUUGAAACUGAACAGAUGAUUGAACAAGUCAAACCUCCAUCAGAAGUUGCAGGCAGACCUGCCAAGAAAUCUGUCCGUUUUGCUGGAAGUUUAGAUUUAGCAGCUGGCACAAACUCUCUGCCCCCUAAGGAGCUACACAAGAGAAAGAAGAGAGAGAACGGGGAGGUCUUGGGUCAAGAAACCACCACAGAUGAGGAGAUCCAGACUCUGAAAACAGGCGGCAUAGGACUGGUUGGCUCUGAGCCAAAACUAGAGCAUCCAGUGUUCCCCUGGCAGCAGAGACGACAGAAGAGGCGAGAUGUGGGAGUGGUGGGUGACAGAAGCUCCACAAAUCCACUGCAUACAACCUCGCUCACCAGUACAGCAACACCUCCUACAUCAGACAUACUGACUCAGCAAGCAACAGAGAGAAGCAGAGAAGGAGAGGAAGGAAGGGGUGGAGCUGAUCAACGGACACUUCGAGAGCCAAGACCAGUGGAGAAAUCACAAAUUGAGUCUUUGAAAGCCAAAGUGAAGUCACUGGAGACUCGGCUGGAGCUGUCAGAGCAGGAGAGACAGAGUCUGGUCGAGAGAGUGCGGACAGCAGAGGAAGAGAAGAGGGAACUGCUGGGAGCUACUACGAAAUCCAAGGAACUGGAGCUCACUUCUCAACUGGACCAACUUAGAGCUGAGGUCCAUAGAUUAGAGUGUGAGAGAGACCAGUUGAAGACUUCGGUGGAGAAUAUGAAGACACACAGUACAGAAGAGCAGGCAGCCAUUGAUAAAUCUCGUAGUGCCAGAAUACAAGUACUGGAAGAGUCAUUUCAAAGAAGAGGAGCAAAAUGGAGAGAGGAGCUGGAGACUGAGACUGCCCACCAUAGAGAGAGGCUGGAGCAGGCAGACAGAGACAAGACUGAUUCCGUGCUGGCUCUCCGGAAGAAAAUUGAGGCUCUGGGACUUUCAAAGACCAAUGAAAUAGCUCAGCUCCAGGAGAUCCACAGAUCAGCAGUGGCUGACAUGAAAAGAGAGCAUGAAAUGGACCUGAAUCGCGUGAAGGACAUGCACAGACAAGAAGUUGAAGCUCUGAAAGCAGCACACUCCCACACUCAGCGACUCUCAGAGCUAAGCAGUCAGGUGGAGGAGACAAUCAGAGCAGUGAAUGGACUCCAGGCCAGAGUGGAGCAGACCCACAGACAGAACCUGGAUGACAGCCACCAAAACAGCCUAACACACCAGCAAAACCUAAAGACACUAGAGGAGAGGCUGGGGAAGCAGUACAGAGAAGUGGAGAGCCAUAGGGAGCUCCUGAGGUCUGUGGUGGGUAGACUUGAGACCCACCUGAGGCAGCAGGCCCAGAGUCUUGAGGGUGAGAGGUGGAGUCUGCAGCAGGAGUCAGCCAGGGUGAAGGCUGCUGAGAGGGCUCUGGAGGAACAGAGAAACACUCUGCUGGCCAGGCUGGAGGAAGAGAGAAGGGAUAUGACUGACAGCAAAGAAAGGUUUCUGGCUGAGCAGCAGAAGCUGUUGUCAGAGUGUCUCAGUGAGCGCCACUCACUGGCAUCAGAGAGAGCUCGGCUGGCUGCAGAACGAAAGACAUUUGCAGAGGUGGAGAAGAGAGUGGCACGGCAAAGACAAGAAAUGGAGGCAGAGUGUGCGGUAAUGAGUGAAGAGAGAGCUCGGUUGUCCAUGGAAGCAACUGGACUACAACAGGAGGAGUCCAGAUUGAGAUCUGAAUCAGCCCAUGUGGAACAGCUCAGACUAGCGGUUGAGAGGGAGAGAGCAACUCUGCUAGAUAAGAUGAACCUGGCCGAAUCCAGUGGACAAGAAGCUAACAGACUCAACCAAUCAUCUCUGGCUCUCCAGAGAGAAGGGGGGGAGAAAAUGGCGGCUGCAGAGAGGCUGCAAAUGGGGCUGGCCGAGCAGGCAGAGGUGGUGAAGAGAGAGAGACGAGAACUGGAGGAAAGGGAGAGCCAGCUUGUCUCGGAAAGACUGGCAUUUGCUCGCGAGUGUAGAGAACAUCAGGAAAAUCACUUGCAAUCUGAAUUCGUUCACUCCCAACCAACCCCGAUUUUAACAAGCACUCGGAGGAUGAGUAAUGCAUUUACUGCUGAGCUAGAUCUCUCCCAUUCCUUUCCUCAACCACUAAGACCAAGCAGUAGCAGACAAAAGCAUAAGGAGGGGGACGAUAAUGAGUUGUCAUCGCAGCAACAGUCUUCUCAUCAGGAAGAGCAAUCCUUACGCGAAGAAAGGGAGUUACUCGCCACUAUUCAACACCAGAACUCUCUAAUGCUCACUAACCAUUACAACAGACCAUAUUUACCGAGGAAUGAAAAACUAACAUCAUAGUGUGUUAUAUAUUGUAUGUGCAGAAUAAUAUACUUUGUGAAUUUUAUAAGUUCAUGAGUUGUGCCGUCCUGUCUUUGUCGAUUACCUCCAGCUCACGCACCCUCUGAGAAAUUUCAGUCAUGAUCUGGCCAUGGUGUUCCUUCCCCUGUCCAAGUGCCUCCAUGUCCGAAAGAAACUUCCGCCUUUCCUCAAUCUCCUCCAGAACUUCUUCAAACCUGUCUCUGUCUUCGUCUUCCACUUGACGUUCAUUCACUGACUGUUUCACUCCAGAGGUUGGCUCUGGAUCGCCCCUGCCGUAGGUCAUCAGAUUCUGCAGC